UAUGGUGCUUGCCACUUAACUCUACUGAUGGAAUUGAACGUAAUUAUCGGAUUAGCGGCCUGGUGCUCAGAACCUGAAAAUAUUUACUGGACAACAGUGAUGGUACCGUGCUCUAGCACUCGGGCAGUUCAGAGUGGGACCUAAUUUAUUUUAUUUGUUUUCUUUGGAGAAGCCAUGAUCUAGCGGCAAGUAACGCAAAGUGGAUCCAGAAGUAGUAGGCCAACUGCAAUACAAAGCGGGAUUCUUUCACAGAGGCCGGCCAGGACACGCACCCAUCUAGGUCCAAAAAACCUGCCUGCUUUUCUGUUAUGUCUGUCUCCUCUCUUCCGGAAUGGAAGCAGCUCCUGUUGGAGAGAAAGAGGAGAGAGGAAGAGGAACGGGAAAGGAGAGAAAAAGAGGAAGAGGAGAAGUUUGCCAAAAUGCCCGCCUGGAAGCGAGGGAUCAUUCAGCGGAGGAAGGCGAAGCAGGAAAUCCUGGUUGACCGGGAGAAGGAAAGAGACGUGUCCAUCCCAUCGGUUGAUUCUCAACCCAUCUUGGAUAUACUCAGCGAUACAGACAACUCUGUGACUGUCAGUCAGGGAAACGAACAAUCCCUCAGUCCAGAUCCGAGCCAGUCGCCAGAUGUAGGCCAGGUCUCGGUGGAAACCAUCGUUCCGGUCCAUGAAAACCCAUUUAUGCGUACACAGAAUGUGUGGAGGAAGGUAAAAGACGAUGUUGGGUACGAGCUGGAGAAGGACAAACUGACCCCCAAGAGUCAUGACGGGGAGACCGGAAGAGGCAGGAAUAUCGAGAAGAAAAUAGAAAGAUUUCGCGAUUUGAGCGAAGGCCGUGACAGGAGUCAAGGGAGAGAGAAUAACAGGGAGAUUUGGGAAAAGGCUAAAGAGUCGCUAAAAGAUGUAGCCAAGGAGAAAGAAGAAAAUGACAAAGACCUAGCUAGUUCAUUUUCUCCUCUUGUCCCUUGUCUUCGAACCAUCCGUGCAGACAAUAUCAUCAUCAUCGAACAGAACCGCAGAGGCAGUGACGAGAAAAGAGCAAAAUGGAGAGAGGUGGAGGUGGAGCGGCCGGAGGAGGACUUGCAAGGGAAGAGAGGGAUGAAGAUGGACUUAAGGGAGAUUCUAGCAGGGGGGGCGAGUGUCACUGAGAUCCGAGCCUCUGAUGUUCUGAUCAUAAAGCCCACAGUGAGCAGUGAAGAGCGAUCUCAAGGAGGAGGAGGAGGGAAAAGCUCCAGCAGAGAGGAGAGUGAGAUGUGCACCAUCGAGGCAAAGAGGGAGAGUUGGGGCAAGGAUCUUCGAACUGAAAUGCCAUGGAUGAGGGACAAAGAGAUUUCCAAAGAAAAAGACAGACUGUGCAACCAGGCAAUGGUGAUUAAAGAUAACAGGCAGGAUAGUUUGGAUGACAAUGUCUUUUACGAAAGAGGAGGCAGAGUUAGCCAGCUUCUCUCUAAAUUCGGGGAGCUACGUAAGCCUCCCUCCAGAUCAAAAAGUUCCGAUAACUUCCUCAGGCCCGGUAGGAGGAAAAAUUCAAGGGAAAGCGACGAACCCAAUGAAGGGAGGACAUACGACGUGCCGCUCAAAGGUGUGCCAAAACGUUCUUUCAGCUUCUCUGAUAGGGUUGUCACCUCGAAGGAAAACGGCUUGGAUCCAGACGGGUAUUUUGAGAGGAAAACACGUGAGAGGAUACAUUCAGACAGGAGUGGGACAAGCUUAGGGAAGGAAAUACCCGUCAAGUGUAAAAUUGGGUGGUCGAGAUUUUUGGACAAAAAACAAUUUGUAAAGGACGGGAAAUUACCAAACGAAAUCCAGAGUGACGCAAUCCAGAAAAGAAGCGAUACAGGGAUAGGAUUACAAAACAGGGCUGAAGUUCAAAGGUUGGCUACAGGGAUGGCAGGUGAUGAAGAUAGAGAAGGUUUCAUGAUGGCCUCAGUCAAAAGCACCGAGGGAAUUUCAUUUGCGAGAAGGAUACCGAUUAAGCAAGAUGGAAAAGCAAGGACCACUGAAAGAGAGGUGAGGAGACCCAUUAAGAAAGCGUUCAAACUAGAAAUCAGUGCGGCAAAAGAUUCAUACUCGGGAAAACUUUGCGAGAAAACAGAUGAUUUUAAGCAAACUGAGGCACUCAACAGUCGAAGCGGUGCAGAGAAUUGCCACGAACUUGAAUCAGACCACAGAGAGUCCUCUACUCUGCUCAGUACUGUAGCAGAUAGAGGUGCAGAGUGGGAUGUUUUGUCCCAUCACACCGAAGAACUUAUCAACAAAAUAGAAAAAAUAGUCGAUGCGGCUGAUUAUAACAACGAGAUGGUUGAACAAUCGCACAGGAUCGACUGCAAGCAAGGAACUCCCAAUGAGUCAGUUGCUUGUGAUUUAACACCCAGAUCCCUAAAAGGAAUCUCUCCUGUGGGGAACCCUCCAGGUCCCCUCGAGAUCCAGAUCCCAAGGACCGUGUUUUAUGUUGCAGAGGAGAUGGCGAAAAAGAAGAACGCAGGUCAAAGCGUGGAAGGUAAAGACUCUGAAGGAGUGGAGAGGAGAGAUAGCUGGAGGGUCGGCAAGCCCUUGAGUCGCAUAGAGUCCCUGCGAGAGAAAAUUAGACAAAGGGAGCAAGACAGGCUCAGACAGAGGAGGUCACAGGGCAUGAAUGGAGGUGAAAUUAAAAUAAAUUCUGAUGCAUCCAGUCAAGGCGAUACAUGUGAGGAAAGCGGGACUGAAAAGGAGUGUGAAUCCACCGCUCCUUUGCAAAAGAGGAUGAUUGCUGCUGAGAGCAAUGAGGCAGAAACAGAGGUGCAGACAUCCGGGUCUGCAUUUGACAUCACUCAGGAAGUCGACGUGUUGAAAAACUGCCCUCAGCUUCCUGUUUCUGUCCUACACUCAACCACUGACAGUGGAGAGGAAGUUAGUCGCAACUUUGCCAACGCUCCCUCAGAAGAUAGCGAUGAAAGUCUUCAAAUAUCCAAGGAUAAACCAGACACUCUGAAACAUGUGGAAGAACAAGUGACGCACUGCAAUAGCCAACAUCAGGUUGGAGACGGAGAACAAGAAGAAGACACGGAGGAACCUGAGAAGGGAGUAGAGAGCAACAAAUCUAUUGAUCCUGCGCAAGCUUCUUCCCCUUCACCGCCUCAUCCCAACUCUCUCGCAGCAAUGAGUCGGAUCUACAACUUGGAGACAGUUGGUUCGAGGUCAGGCUUGUGUUUAAGAGAAAAAAACGUGGACGUCUCAUCGGUGCAUCUGGUAAAGGUGAAGCCCCUCAUCACAUCAGAUACACUAAAGGGAGACGCUAAAGUGUUCUCGAGUGACACCAGUGGAAUUAAGACAAGACAACUCCAAAUUGAGCAGUUACAGCUUAAGGAGCAGGAAUUACUGCAAACUCAACAUGUUGCCUCGACAUCAACGACUCCUUGUAAGGACAAAGAUGUUAAAGGAUGCCAAAGCAAAGGAUUCAAAAAACAUCAGAGUGAAGAGACGGGUAAAGAAACAUCAGAAGUGAACACAAAAAUUUGUCCCAGAAGGGUUUUUUCACCAACAUCCCAGCUCAGACAACCCAACCCAAUUAAUGCCUCACACCUCAGGAGCCAAUCUCCAGAUAAAUCUCUGAAACCUUCUGACUGUGCACCAACCCCAGCCUCCUCACCAUGUUCUCCAUCUCCCACUGCUUCUCCAUCACCAUCGCCAACAUUUUUCUCUAUUCGCAGUGCCUCUGGGGGUCAAGUAAAAAGAGGGGCCACUAUUACAAUCACCCCCAAAAAAUCCACAGAAACAGAAAGAACAGCCACAACGCCAUCCACACCAACGACAUGUGUCAAUACAAAGAUUCCUCAGCCGACGUCUGGUGUGGCUGAACCCUCGAAGAAGAAGUAUCCGGCAGUAGAGGAAAUUGAAGUGAUUGGUGGCUAUCAGAACCUGGAGAAGUCAUGUCUCAUUAAGACCAAAGGGACACUGAAAAGGGGGAAGGUGUGUUUUGACGAGAACCAGCUAGAGCAAGUGUGCGAGUAUCCUUCUGAGACCUCCAUGUUGGUGUCCACCCCUUUCCCCCAUGACCCGGAGAGGACCGAGAUGCCUUCAGGAGAGGAGCCAAAGGAGGAGGAGGGGGAAGCAGACGUAGGAGCCGUCAUGUCAAAGAGCCCAAAGAAUUUGGGGACUGCAUUGGGACGGGGUCUAAGAGUGGAUGAGUCUUGCCCUCGGUAGACGCCACUCACCUCGCCAAAAUGUCCAUGCGAUGCAAUCAGGUUUUACUAUGAGGUUUUGUCAUCUUCUUUUGAAUGUGUUCAAAUGAGUGAAUGAUGGACAGUUCUAUUCCCUCAUGUUAUGAAUGUAUGGCUCAUAAUGUACAAAGUCCUAGUUCACCAGUAUUUUUUGGUGUUCUAAGGAAAAAGAUCACUUAUCUAUGCAAUUAAUUAAGACUGUUGUAUUCUGUAGUUAAACAAUUUGAUAGGAUUUCAAUAUCCGAAUUUAAGUCAGUCAAGUGAUAGUUGUGUCAUUUGAGUGCCUUGUGCCUGCUUUGUACUUAAACCACAGAUGAUAUGGAGAAAAAUUCAUGGUGACAUAUUUUUAUUUUAUGUAUUCUUAAAAAAAAAAAAAAGAAAUGUGUAACUGCUAUUGGACUAUUUUGUCAUAAGAAAGUGGCAAACACUGGGAUAAUACUAUGAAAAAUUGCAUUACCAUUUUACAACUGCUGUCGUUCAGAGAUUUAAUGUAUGAAUCACACAAAUGUAAAUAAACAAUGCAUCAAAUCUGUACAGAAUAUCCACAAAAUAUUUGAUGUAUUUUAAUGCAGCUCCCUUCAAAAUGUAAUAAAUAUAUAAGAAAUCAUUUGUUUUUG
Messenger RNA from Corythoichthys intestinalis (scribbled pipefish), 4809 nucleotides. It is a transcript of the gene ppp1r18, whose product is annotated as protein phosphatase 1, regulatory subunit 18. The transcript is spliced from 4 exons. The record is from RefSeq and is a predicted model, not a curated record. Lineage: Eukaryota; Metazoa; Chordata; Actinopteri; Syngnathiformes; Syngnathidae. The coding region runs from base 309 to 4175 and encodes 1288 amino acids. Gene Ontology annotation, molecular function: phosphatase binding.